Magnolia sinica is the source of this 738-nucleotide messenger RNA. RefSeq lists its product as uncharacterized. The record is from RefSeq and is a predicted model, not a curated record. Bases 1 to 738 code for a protein of 245 amino acids. The transcript is spliced from 2 exons. Lineage: Eukaryota; Viridiplantae; Streptophyta; Magnoliopsida; Magnoliales; Magnoliaceae.
AUGCCAUUUGGACUCACAAAUGCUCCAGCGGUGUUUAUGGAUCGCAUGAACAGAGUCUUUAGGCCAUUCUUAUACAGAUUCAUCAUCAUAUUCAUCGACGACAUAUUGGUGUAUGCAAGGAGUUGUAAAGAGCAUGAAGAAUACUUGCGAGCUGUUCUCGAAACCCUUAAGAAAAAUCAAUUGUAUGCGAAGUAUGGAAAAUGCGACUUCUGGAUGGAAGAAGUCAAAUUUUUAGGUCAUGUGGUAUCCAAAGAAGGUAUUUCUGUGGACCUCGCCAAUGUGACUGCUGUUCAAGAUUGGAAGCAACCGAAUUCAGUUACAAAAGUAAAGAGUUUUCUCGGUCUGGCAGGCUACUACCGAAGCAAGGCCAAUCUGGUGGCAGACGCCUUGAGCCGGAAAAGGACACUCGAAUUUGAGGCCCCGUCGAUGGUGAGAGAGUGGAACAUAGUGGAAUUUGUACGAGACUUCGACAUGAAGCUAACCAUGAAGGAACCGCACGAGGUCAUAGCCCACAUUCAUGUCCAGCCACUGAUUAUCAGUAAAAUCAUUGAAGUCCAAGAAGGUGAUGAAUUGUUGAAAAAGAUGAAAGAAAGAGCAGAGAAUGAUAUGGAGUAUGAGUGGAGAGUCGAUUUUGAUGGGGGAUUGCGAUACCGAGGCCGCCUUUGUGUCCCAAACUCCAUGGACUACAGGAAGAAGUUCUUAAUGCCGCCCACAACUCCAAAUUGGCAAUGCACCUAG